Molecule: messenger RNA, 5648 nt
Organism: Notothenia coriiceps (black rockcod)
Lineage: Eukaryota; Metazoa; Chordata; Actinopteri; Perciformes; Nototheniidae
Product: DNA-binding protein SATB1-like
Exons: 11
Coding region: 669-3374 (901 amino acids)
Biological process (GO): regulation of transcription by RNA polymerase II; chromatin remodeling
Molecular function (GO): RNA polymerase II cis-regulatory region sequence-specific DNA binding; DNA-binding transcription factor activity, RNA polymerase II-specific
Source: RefSeq, a predicted model, not a curated record
ACCGCUGUAGCCUCAUAUAUUAUAGUGAAUGCUCUCUGGGAGCUGCAAACCGUGCAUUGUUCUCUCCAUAGCCGGAUCCACAGAAGCAGCAUGCCCCGGUGCUCUGGAUGGGGGGUCGCUCUCAACUUGCUCUAAGGCCAAUGUAUCGUUACACCGGAAAGCGAAACGCGGACGGAGAUAAAGGGCGACAGAGGCAAAACUUGGACAUUAAACACGAAAUAAUGCCGAUGUGAAACAGGCGAUUAAUGUGAGGAAAAGGACGAAUACAGACAGCAAAGAGACGCGUUUUUGUUCCUGAAUUGGAGAUCAAUAAAAGGGAGGAUAACGUAUGGAUACAGCCGAUGUCUACAUAGAGAAACGGGCUGUAAAUGUGUGAUGGCAGGUCGGAUUUGCACGUUGUGCCGACUGAAACAGGUUGGUUUCUCCUCGAUCAAACUUCAGCAGAAUCAGACGUGGGACAAUUAGCGCGCAUUUAGGUGCCGAGGAUGAACUGAAUCGCUCUCGGUUUGCAGCGGCGCGCCUGAGAUGACAGCUGGUUUAUUAUGGGAAACUGCGCUCCAUCAUUCACUGGACUUUUACUGGAUUUAGAGGGUUAUCCUAAUCGCUGCAUCUGGCUGAAGGUCAUCCACAACAACUGAUCCGGAUAUCAUUGUGUUGUGAGCCCACAGAUGGCCGCCCUGUGUAAUGGAGCCAAGAAACCUGAGGCCAGUGAUCUGGUUGUAGACCCCCGGCCGCCUCCUGCCAAGCUGGCUCGACUGGAACAAAACGGAGCGGGACCCUCGACGCAGGAGAGGAGCUGUCAGGGGAGUCCUGUGGCCAAAAACCCCUGCCUGUCCCAGAAACCCACCCCAGUGAGGCCCCAGAGCAAGAGCUGGCACAGCAAAGGGAGCCUGCUGCCGGUGUUCUGUGUGGUGGAGCACAGAGAAAACCCUCUGGAGGUGGAGAGGAAAGAAGAACACGCUGAGUUUGUGUUGGUCAAGAGAGAUCUGCUGUUCAACCAGCUGAUAGAGAUGGCUCUGCUGACACUCGGCUACUCACACAGCUCUGCUGCACAGGCCAGAGGUCUGAUCCAGGUGGGCAGGUGGAACCCGGUGCCGCUGUCCUGUGUGACAGAUGCUCCUGAUGCCACCGUGGCUGAUAUGCUGCAAGAUCUUCACCAUAUUAUCACACUUAAAAUACAGCUGCACAGCUGUCCCAAACUGGAGGACUUACCACCCGAGCAGUGGAGUCACUCCACGGUAAGAAACGCUCUGAAGGAGCUCCUGAAGGACAUGAACCAGAGCUCCCUGGCCAAGGAGUGCCCCCUGUCCCAGAGUAUGAUAUCAUCUAUUGUAAAUAGCACUUACUAUGCAAAUGUCUCAGCUGCCAAGUGUCACGAGUUUGGUCGAUGGUACAAGCACUUCAAGAAGACCAAAUGCUUCAAGGAUAUUGACAGAUUCUCUGACCAGACUGCACAUAUCACCCUCACUCAGCAGCCAAUCACAAGCAGCCCUGCUGAUCAGAGCCCAACCAUGUUUUUCUCUCAUGGAGAAGUAGCCAGCAUAUGUGGCCGGUCCCCGCUCCUCAGGCGCCCCCCCGGGUUGGUAACCCAGCCAUUAAGCUCACAAAUGGUCAACCAGCAGCUGGUGAUGGCUCAGUUUCUCAACCAGCAGUAUGCUGUUAGCCGCAUGCUAGCUGGCCAGGGUCUCUCACCGUCCCCACAGCAGUUUCUCAACCACCCGCCGGUAGCGAUUCCUCCCCCUCCUCCAAUGGUUUUCUCCAAAGCCCCUGAUUCCCAAGCCCCACAGCAGGCCCAGUGCUGCCCAGGAGGAGGCCCUUUAGCCGGGACGCAAACCCAGACAUUGGCUGGGUCUUCUGUUGGGUCGUCAGACGUGCCAUUUGAAAUCUACCACUGUGUGAGGGAGGAACUGAAGAGAGCAGGCAUCUCUCAAGCUGUCUUUGCACGAGUGGCCUUUAACAGGACCCAGGGUCUGCUGUCUGAGAUUUUGCGGAAAGAGGAGGACCCUAACCACGCCUCCCAGUCUCUGCUGGUCAACCUGCGGGCCAUGUACAGCUUCCUGCAGGUGCACGAAGCUGAGAGGGACCGCAUCUACCUGGAGGAGAAAGACAGAACCUUGACUGGAUUCAUCCCAGGCUGUAAUAACACGCCACCGAGAUCCACACAGGCGAGACUGUCCCCAGUUUUAGGAGACAGAGGGUUGAGGACAGACAGCUGUGUACUCAAUGUGAGCGCUUCUAUCUACGAGGACAUUCAGCACGAGAUGAAGAGAGCCAAGGUGUCUCAGGCUCUGUUUGCUAAAGUUUCCGUCUCCAAGAGUCAGGGCUGGCUGUGUGAGCUGCUGCGUUGGAAAGAGGAUCCCAACCCAGAUAACCGGACCCUGUGGGAGAACCUGUGCAUGAUCCGCCGGUUCCUCAGCCUGUCGCAGACCGAACGAGACGCCAUCUACGAGCAAGAGAGCAGCAGCACGGCUCAGCAGCACUCUGACAGGCUGACACUGCUCAGCAACGACAGCACACUGUACCAACGCCACUCUCCUCUGCCGCAGCAGCACCAUCUCCAGCCCCAUCAGCCCCUGCAGCCAGAGGCAGGACCUCACCUGUCUCCACGGCAACCAUGUGCUGCAUCACCAGCAGAGUGUGAGGCAGGGAACAACUGGGGGCACGUGAGGGUGCAUCUGCAGGGCAGGGGCAGCAGUAAUGGAGAGAGGGGAGACAGUAAGGACUGGGUUGAGGGCGAGAUGAGCAUUUUCGGAGGGGACUGGGGUUGUACUGGGAGGGUGAGGGAGAAGGGUAUGGAAAGUAAGGAGCAGGUGAGGAAUGGGAGUGUUGGGGAGGAAGGGAUUAGUGACAUCAUUAGAGAGUGCAAAGAGGAGGUGAAGCUCACUAUGAAGUGGCCCAGCGUGAAGGAUGAGGAGCGAGGUGAGGCUGGGGUGUGUUUAGAGGCAGAUAGUGAGGUCCAGGGGUUGAAAGUGUCCCAUGAGGCUCUGGGAAUCCUGCAGAGCUUCAUUCAAGACGUGGGACUCGACCCAGACGAAGAGGCCAUACACACCCUGUCCGCUCAGCUGGGCCUGCCCAAACACACCAUCCAAAAGUUCUUCAACAGCCAGGACCAUGACCGGCAUCCACACCACACCCAGAGCCCGAAACUGAGUCAAAAACACGGCUUCACGGACCCAAACCUCUCCCAGACAGUCAUACCUGCAGAGGAACAAGAGGAGGAAGGUGAUGGAAGGACUGAGGCAGAACUAAAGGAGGAGCAGGAGGAGAAUCAAACGGGGAGAAAUGAAGCAAACGGGAUUGAUGUUUUUAAAGAUUCUGAUGUUGGCACUCAAACCAUUAGCACUAUGAAGGAGGAGCACGAGAGCUACAUAUAAACUAAUUCCAUUAGACUUUUGCUAUUUGCUAUUGGUUGUCCUUAAAUCCUGUGGAAAGACUAAAAGCUGACUUUCUACCACAGCCUUAAGGAUGCUACUGCUACAAUAGAAAGCUCUCAUGUGAUUUGACCCCUUCUGCAAUUGAGACAGAACAUAACUGUGACUAUAUGAGCAGAUGAUGUCUCAACACAUUGGUUCUGUGUUGUGUCUGGAUGAAUGGGACCUGAUAAAAGAGCCUCAGAUAACAUAUCACUGUGUAAAAAAGGGUUAUUAUAUUUGGUCGGUGAAAUGUUCAAGCCAGAAAUGCCUUGUAGAAAGUGGCACUGCCAAUCUGUUUUUUUAAAUAUACUGUAUACUUUGUUUUUUAAAAUUGUGAUUUGUGUUCAAAUAUUCGUAAAUCAUUUAAAACGGUUUCCUUCAGGAAUCACACUGGUAUAUCUUACAUUGUCGUUAUUUGUCACAUUGUAAUAAAUCCUGAUUAUGUUAGUUGAAUUUGUAAAUGAUAUAUAGCAUUUAAUCCUUUCAUAAAUGACAGGAAAGUCUCUGCAUUGUUACUGCAGUGUUUAACAAAGGUGACCGAAUGAGUUACUGAUUAAUCUAAACUGCAAAUCGCUCCUUUUUUGUUCAACUUUGAUCACAGAGUUGGUAAAGAUCUAAUUUGCUCCUGAACACAUCAUAGUUUACAUACAAUGUUUCUGUUUAUGCAUGAACCUAAAAAUCUCUCUCCUAAAAUAGCUAUGGAGUGUUUACACAUCUUGCUGUUGUCAUAUUGUUCUUAUUUACAGCAGAGACACAAAGCGUGCUGUAUGGAGUGCACAAUGUUCAAUAUUUCUUCAUGAAAGAACGGGUGUGGACUAGAAGUGUGAGACUGAAGACGUGCAGUGUGUACAUCAAAUGUCAGCUCUAUCAUUUGUAAACAUAAGGACGUAUUCAUAAUUUGACUAUGUGUAUUGUGAAAUUCAGAUUUAACCAUUUUUUUUCACAAACAAUUUCACUGCGAUAAAUAAAAAAAAUGUGUUUUGGGAUGGAAGUAAAAUGUUACAUUUGAAAUCCCUUUAUUUUAUUUAUUUAACAUCACCCACACAAACAGGGACAUAAUGUUUACUACCAGGAAUGUCCGAUUUGAACCUCAUGUGAUAAAAUCUGCGGGAACACAGAGGCUGUGAUAGCUUGGAGGGCAUUGUGCUAUUCCUUUUCUCUGGUUAUUUUCCUCCUUAGUCGCAAAAUAUCAGCAGAUGGUAUUUGCACUUUGACUAUAUUUAGUGUGUACGCAAUGUAUAGAAUUGGAUUUGGGGACAUUUGAGAUUUAUCAAGCAGGAAAGAAUUUCCAAAACAAGUAAAUAAGAGAUGAAGCUCAUUUAUCAGAAUGCUAUUUUAGGAUAAGCAGAAGCCAGCUGUAAAAGACCCAUUAAAGAUGAAAUCAAUCGUUGUGAUGCUCACAGUCUGUACCAGAGUUAGGGAUGAUGAAUUUCUGUUAUAUAACUACGUCUUUGUUGAUGAAUUGCUGUCAUUGUUUCCAUCCAUGGGACAAUAUUCUACAGUGCUGAUCUCUCUCUCUCUGUACCAGUGGAUCUGUGUCUCUGCAAUCACAUGCCCCUCAGUGCUGACGGUGUUUCCUAUCUGUCUCUUUUUAUUCUUUUAUUUUCCGAAGUUUCUAUUUCUAUCCAUGUUUCCGUCUCUCACCCCUGACUCUCAUCUGUCUCUCCUCAGGACUCUUCACAGUGCAGCUCCCCCACUAUUCUCUGAUAGUGCAACAUUCAAGCCCCAUUUCGUCAGAAUAUCUUCAUAGAGUAAUUCAAUAAAGCUAUGCCCUUUUUCUGUCAUCUGUUUCCAUGACGAUACCUAAGUCUGGGCCAGUAAGGGGCCAUGAAAGCCUCAUCAUCAGCAAUAUUAGCUAUAAUAAUGAUGAUAAUGGCGCUCUUGAAAUGCCAUGCCUGCGAUGAUGAUGAUGGUAAUGGCAAUGAUGGUCAUUAUGUCUGCUUUCUGGUAACCCCCACUAACACAAAAACACACACACCAAUGCACACGUUUGACUCAAUAUUGCUUUUUAAUGUCAUUUUUUUUUUCUUCACAUGGACACCUGCUUUUUUUCUGUUGCAUGACCAUCCAGCUGCUUGGUUUUUGUGUCCUAGUUUUUCCUUGGGGCAACACUUUGUGAUAAAGGUGUUUGAUGCAAGCACUUUGCAGAUAAAAUGUACUUGUCUGACCUCAAUUUUUUGCAAUUAAGUCUCCAUAAAACUGUCUUAAUUAAUAAACGUACCCUAAUGUUUUAGA